UUCUCCCCCUUCUACAGUUGAGAGUACUCUUUAGUCCCUUCUGAAAUAUUUUAUACACACCGAUUAUAUCGUGCACCCAACUAAUUGAGCGGAUUGGAUCUGCGGGUCGAUAAAAAAUCAAAAAGAGAAAAUAUGAGAAGUAUAUAAUUGUCUCCAUUUUAUUGAAUGAAAAGACAAAUUUAACCCUUUGAUAUACAUGUAUUUACCCAAUACUGAAUUAUUAGUUAUUACUGAUUAAUGCAAAAUCAAUUUCUAUCAUAGACAAAAUUAUCAGUCACCAGCAACACCAAACUCCAGUUGUCUGCAGCAUCAACGGUUUGAUCAUCUUUCCUAAAUGGCAUCAGCAGCCUCUAUAGCCUUUAUGUCAUAUUCAGAUUGCUGCCAGGGUAUCCAGCUACAAAAGGGCAGAUUUCCAAUUGCAUAUGAAAGUCAGGGAGCAUCUCUACUGCCAGCCUUGUCUUUCCUGUCUCUACACCAUCGAAAUCACCAGCGAAAUCACAUAGGGCUUCUCAGAGCUACACGACGCCCUCCGGUAGUCUGUGCACGCCACCCCAAGACUGCAACAGUAACACAGAAGUCAUGGGACAAACUGGUUUUGAAAAAUGAAUCUCCUGUUCUUGUUGAGUUCUACGCGAGUUGGUGCGGGCCCUGUCAGAUGGUUCACCGAGUUAUCGAUGAAAUUGCUGUGGAAUACAAGGGGAGACUCGAUUGCUUUGUACUCAACACGGACAAUGAUUUGGAAAUCGCAGAAGAACAUGAUAUUAAAGCUGUUCCAGUUGUGCUUCUGUUCAAAAAUGGAAUGAAACAAGAUAGUGUCAUCGGCACCAUGCCAAAGGAAUUCUACAUGGCUGCCAUUGAGAAAAUGUUGGCUUCUUAACUUCUGAAGAAAAUGUGAACAUCCUUUUGGUGAUGUUCAUGAAAUUAUAGGCAUUAACCUGUAUACAAUAGGUGUGCUGUAUUUUGUAUACAACACGCAUAAAAUCGUAUAGAAGUCAACUUUGCAAAGGGGUGAUUUUUAUAUGAUUUGGAGUGAGCAGUGACCAAGAUUGUAGUAUAUUAUACACCCAUAGUAUACAAGACUUGUUCAUACGAGUGUGGCGAUGUGGGAUCAAAGUUGUCAAUUUGUUCAUGCCCGAUUGGGCCAAGUCCUUCAUAUUGUGAAUAAUUUUUUUAUUUUUUAAUGGAAGUAGACUGUAUAAAUUUGUUCCUUCAUAUAUUAAAUAUAUUUGU
Messenger RNA from Chenopodium quinoa (quinoa), 1230 nucleotides. Its product is annotated as thioredoxin M3, chloroplastic-like. The record is from RefSeq and is a predicted model, not a curated record. Bases 335 to 877 code for a protein of 180 amino acids. Gene Ontology annotation, cellular component: cytoplasm. The transcript has 3 exons. Gene Ontology annotation, molecular function: oxidoreductase activity, acting on a sulfur group of donors, disulfide as acceptor. NCBI's taxonomy places the organism in Eukaryota, Viridiplantae, Streptophyta, Magnoliopsida, Caryophyllales, Amaranthaceae.